AUGUCACAAGACCAAGAUAUGACUACCUCAAUCAAGAGCCUGUCUAUCAAGACACAGGAAGAGCCGGUACAGGCUUCCACAAAGCCCACAACCAAGAAAAAAGCCGCAAAGGAGGUCAUUGCAGACUCCUGGGAGGACGCUGACUUAGAUUCGGGCUCCGGAGCUGAGGACGAGUCAAACAAGGCCACAUCCACCGUCACGCCUGCACCUCCUCCUCCGACGCCCAUGUCACCUGUCGGUGAUUUGUCCUGGACAUCUAUGUCAAGCAGCUCUGUACCUGGCCCUCGAGGUGGAACUGAUCCAGACCGACGACCAGAGAAAACUGAUGCCGUUGCCCGUCGGAUGAUAGCUGCUGGACUAGGCCUCAAAGCACCCAAACAGACAGAGGAACAAAAGGCGUACCAGAGGAGCGUGCGUGAGCAGGAAAAGAAGAAGAGAGAGCAGGAGCGAGAGGAGGAAAAGAAAAGGCAGGCCGAGGUUGAGAAGGCAAAGGCAGCUGUCUGGGAUGAUUAG
Molecule: messenger RNA, 513 nt
Organism: Fusarium venenatum
Lineage: Eukaryota; Fungi; Ascomycota; Sordariomycetes; Hypocreales; Nectriaceae
Source: RefSeq, a predicted model, not a curated record